Vitrella brassicaformis is the source of this 2732-nucleotide messenger RNA. Lineage: Eukaryota; Vitrellaceae. The record is from the annotation of a GenBank genome assembly.
AGUAUUUUUGCUGCGUGGCUUCAACUGACUCCAUACACGCGCACCCUCCUCGAUGUACGUGUCCCUUCCUUGGCUGUGCUCCAUAAACAACACUUCACUUUAUGUCCGUCGCGGCACACUCACAUGCAGACACACUCCACCACAAAGUCAUCGAGAGAGAGAGAGGCAUGGCAGGCGAGUGAGUUAGCCAGACAGUCACACACAGUCACACAUCGGCCGAACCAUCAAAUCAAAAUCGGCCGGCCGGCAGCGGAGAGCGCGAAGUGCGCCCACACCCCCACGUACACCCACAGGCAGCCAGCCAUGAGGACGGGCAGAGAUCUAUACACACACAGAAAUACAGAUGGAGGGAAGAAGGGCUACAUAUAGAGGAGAGAUACGCACGGGCAACAAGACGAACCAACUGACGCCUGCAUCAGAGGCAUGGAACCCUUCACCACAACAGCCACCCAUCCAGCCAUUCGGCCACACGCCACCACCACCACAAAUAUCAGCUGCUGCACUAUGGUGGCCCGUCUUCCACCGACACACAAACGGAUCGGCGACAGAGAUGAUCACAGCCGGCGCCCAAGAGAUACCAUCCUGAUGGCACACAACACACAUACCAGUCUGGGCGACAUUCAGCCACAUGACAGAGGAUAUGAAUCGCUGCUCACCCACCAAUAUUGACUGAUCGAUCAGUCGCCGCUCUCCGCCUCAGCUGCUGCAUCCUCACCUGUCGAGUGCACAGGACACACACAUAGGUGAAAGUCAUUCGGGUCGACGUGAGGGCCUCUGUGGUGUGUGUGGCUGUGUACCUCCGCUGCCGUCAUCCAUAUCGUCACCCUCGUCGGAAUCUGCAGACCACUCACAGACACAGAGAGAGAAGGCACUUCAUCCAUCCAUCCAUCCAUCCAUGUGUCUGUGUGUCAGUACCAUCGUCGUUAUCGUCAUCCUGCUGCUGCUGCUGCUGCUGUACUUGUCCGUCGAAUACGAAUGGCGCCACCGCCCCCAAGGCCACACGAGCCAGCUGAGUGGUCAACGAGAAGCGGUGCUUGAAGGGACCCCCCUCACAGACAGCCGCCUCAGUUGUCACCACAGACAUACCCACUGCACAUGAGGGGCAGAAGACCACGCGACGUAUGACCAGCGGAGCAUCCCCUCUGUCAGUCUGACCGUCGUUGUUUCCUGCUCCGCUGAUAACAAUCCAUGCGACAAAGGGGUGGCUGCCGUCGGUCUGCACCAGCUGUCGCACAUUGCCGUGCAACCCGAUUGCGGUAGUGCAGCCUGCCACCGGUGUGUGGGGCGACUCGGUCAGCAGGCCAUCCAGACGGCCGCCACCAACGUACCUGAACCAAGCACAGCCAAAGACACAGGCAAAGACCCACCCUCGUGCCUUCAGUGCCAUUGAUGUGUUGUCACCUGUUGAGCAUUAUCGAUGUGUAAUGGGUCUGAUGAGUCAGCCUGAAGUGGUCGAAGACCAUGCACUUGGCAAACGACGACACUGACGCAUCGGUGUCCUGGCCACCGUCGGUGGAUAUCCAUCUACCGCCCUCGCCCCAGUAGUAGAUGCCCUCACGCACCGGCGGGUCGUGUGGCUGCCGGUGCUGCUGGUACAGAUGACCGGCAGGCAGGAGCGGGUCGACCUCCAGCUGGAAGCCCGGCUCGUCCUUGAUGGCCCGCACCUCAUCGCCAUGCUGGAACAGCUGCAGGCAGCUGUCGUCACUGAAGUGGACGUGGCGGCCGACCAUCUUGAGCUGCGCCAACACACGGGGAGCCGACACAUACGCCUACACACAGGACCACACAGACAGAGAGAAUGAGGCCCUCUCCCUCCCCUCCCCGCCCCUCUGUUUGCUGGCUCACCGUUUUGCUUGCGUGUGUGUUGAUGUCAUCGGCUGUGAGGAUGACAGGCAGCUCACAGCUGUCGCACUGCCCCGCCACCUCAAUCACCUCGCCGAUCUCGUCCCAUGGCCCCUCCUCCACCACACACACAGCCGCCAAGAGAUCAUGUGUGCCGAACUGGUCGUCGUCGAACCGCAGCAGCUGCACUUGCUGCCCAUUCACCGCCCGCCGCAGCCCCGCUUGUGAGCCCAGCGAGUGGCGGAGCCGAUCUCUCAGCUGGGCCGCUCCGAAGAGGUCUCUCAGCCACGUGCAGGUGGCCCUCAGCCGCAGGACGUCCUUGAUGCUGCUGAAGAGGUAGAAGGUGCGGCGGCCGACGAAGAUAUACGAGAAGGGGUGCUGCUGCUGCUGCUGCUGCUGCUGCGGUGGCUGCAUCUGGGUAGCUAUGAUGUGCUCGACGACAGCCUGCACAGAGCGACAGAGCCGACAGAGGAUCGUGUGCAUCAAGCAUGCUGCUCAUUGAUCUGUGUGCUGCUCACCUCGUUCGAUGCUCAGACGGACAGAUCAGCAUGCAGAGAACUGAAUGCACCACCACCACCACCACCUUUACCACCACCAGCAGCAGCGGCAGAUGAGGAGGCCGCCAUCACUCCUCAACGACACGCCUGCAGCCAUGGGCCGACAGAGAGAGAGAGAGAGAGAGAGAUGCCAACACAAUACCACGGCCAACGCAUUGAGGCCAAUUGAUCAGUGAGCGCAUCAGUGAGUCAGUCAGUGAGUGAUCGGCCUCCCUCACCACUGUUUGGCUGUCAGCUCAGUGGCCCGCCAUCUCACCGCAGCAGCCGAGAGGGAUGACUGACUCGAGUGUUUCCUCUCGCCCUCUUGUCGGCCGAGUGCGUCACUCUCUCAAA